Messenger RNA from Prorocentrum cordatum, 2562 nucleotides. Lineage: Eukaryota; Dinophyceae; Prorocentrales; Prorocentraceae. The record is from the annotation of a GenBank genome assembly.
AUGCAUAAGAUCAGCGACAACGCGGAGAUUUUGGCAGUGACCAAGAAGUACCACAGCAGGCUGUACCAGAUGAUGAGCCUGUUCCGCAUGGCGUUCCCGCGGACGCCAAAGGAGACUCGCAGCACUCCGGUUGUCAUGUGGAGGCGAAAAUGUCAGACGGCUGCGGCAGUCGCGGAAAACCUCGCGGUGCUCAUUGGGUUCGCAGGUGGGAAGACCAAGAUCAUGAGGCACCCCGUGCAGGUCAUCAAAAGACAGACCAAGGACUCGAGCGGCAAAGGCCAGGCCGCCAGCAGCAUCAGCUACACCCAGCAGCAGGAGGUGGUCUACCUGCAUGGGGCGAUGGAUUACCACGGCCACGCACGCCGGCUUAACAUCUGCGCGGUCAUCGCCGAGCUCACCGACCAGAUCCAACACAAAGAGGGAUCUGGAUCGGCGAAGGCUGGCUUCCUCGGCCUGCAGGUGCAUCCUCCAGCCGAGCGGGUGGCGGACUACAUCGCGAUCAGGGUCAAGCUGCUAUUUGCUGGCGCCGAGCUUAGCCUGCACGUCGUGCAAGUCCUGGCGGAGGCUGCUGCGCCGCUCGGGAUGCUGUCGGGGCCGCGGGAUGCUCGCGAUUCCACGCCCGACGCGCGGGGCCCUGGCGGGAUCCGGGAGUUCGCGCAGCUCGAAGCUGCCAUGGGCCGUCGGCGCAGGGCGGCACGCGGCGCGUUCGGCUUGCUCACCAGCGCGCCUGCGCCGCGGUGCCGGCCGCGCUUCCGCCGGGGUCCGUCGAUGACCAGCCGGCCAACAGGCCCUGCGCUCGCCGUUGCCUGGCGGGAGUGCGCUGCCAGGGCCUGCGAGACCACUGUCGACGAGCUGCCGCUGGCUCGCCGUUGGGCCCGGGUGCUCGCUGCAGCGCGGCGCGCGGACCGCGCCCCCGUUGGGGCGCCCGAGGCCGCGCGCUCUUGGGCCGCAGCCCACGGCGACGCGAGGCGCUCCGUUGGCCUUGCCGCCUUGCGCCCCCUGGGCGACGCCCCCGACGCGGGUGCUCUGGAGCACGAGUGCGCCGAUGCGCGGAUCGAGGAGCUGCCAGCAGGGCGCGGCCUUGUCGCCUUGGCCCCGCCCUCCGAGCAGGGCGCGUGUUCACGUCUGCUCAUCGCCGCCCUCGGCGUCGCGGCCGACUCCGGCUUCGCCUCGCUUGGGCUCCAGAUGUUGUCGCAUGAGCCCAUGCUCAGUGCGUCGCAGCGGAGGGCUGCGCUGUCGCGGCUGUCUGGCCGCCCGGGCAAGCUUGGGCACCGGGAUGCGGCGAUCCAGGGGCCUUCGGCGCUCCGAGAGGCAUUUCUGCCCAUGGCCCUGGACGACACCAGUGCUAUGUUGAAGGGCGCUCUCUACGGCGCCUUCUACGCGGCCCUUCGGAACUCUUGCGACAGCGUCGAUUUGGGCGUCAUCAAGCGCGCACCGCAACCCGACUACCCGGCCAUGAUCUACAUCAUCCUGGACAUCAUUCACAGAGGCGCCAAGCCCAGACGGUUCACGACCGGAGUGCUGGCAAGUAUCAGCUGUUUCGCCAGAGGCUUCGCAACGGGCUACCACCGCAGCGGGGCAAAGCUGGCAAAACGGAGCGUUGCCACGGAGCGGUGGCCAGAUGCGGCGCACGUCCACAGGUGCGGCCAGGUGGGCCACUCCAUGGAGCUGCGCUGCAGGGUCUGCCGUGGGUUUGUGGCGGGCAACGCCGCCGACCUUGACCCUGGGCCCAUCGGCGCCGGCAUGCAGAGGCCGCUGGAUCGUGUAGCGAUAGGGGUCAUCGGCGAGAGGUUUCCACGACACCCGUGGCUAGUCGAGAACCGCGGCGAGACUGACAAGGGCGUACUACGAUGGAGCGCGAGCUACAUCAACGAGGCGGUCGGCACCCUUCCGAAGGGCUCGCAGCGUGCUUGCGUGGCCGAUCAAGAGCAGCAGCAGCUCCGUUCCGACGCCGAGCGCAUCCAGGCCACCCUGGCCAUGGCGAAGGUGGGUGGCGACGGGAUCACAUCGUACGACUCCGUCCCCAUCGUCUCCUUCGAAGUCGGCGACAGCGCGACUGCAGCUACACGACUGAAGUGGGGCGGCGCCGCCAUCGACAGGAGCGGGCACGGCGGGGCCGAGAUGGGCUUCCUGUCGUCCUGUCAGCACGUGGCCUGCGUGGAGACGUCCUGCGACCGCCUGGACGCGCUGGACCCCGCCGGCUGCACGGUGAGGCUCCGGCGGCCCGCCAAGCAGCCGCUCGAGGCCGCGAGCGCUCCCUCAGCGCGCACGCCGGCGGCGGCGGACGAGGAGGCCCCGGGCGACGAGGUCGCGCCAGUCUGCUCCUCCGGGGACGAGUCGACCGCUGCCGCCUCCAGCGGCGGCUCGUCCGGAGGAGAGGCCACCGAGGAGGGGCGCCUCUUCUGGUGGCAGCUGGACGCCCAGGACAAGGACGCCGUCUACCGCCGGCGGCUGGAGCGCGCCGCGCGCCUGGCGCGGGAGGAGGAGGAGCGCCAGCGGCGCGAGGAGGAGGAGGAGAGGUCCGGCUCGGACGAGGAGUUCGCCGACGCCCCGCUGCUCUGA